Manacus vitellinus (golden-collared manakin) is the source of this 7552-nucleotide messenger RNA. RefSeq names its product castor zinc finger 1 (gene CASZ1). Gene Ontology annotation, cellular component: nucleus. The transcript is spliced from 21 exons. The record is from RefSeq and is a predicted model, not a curated record. Gene Ontology annotation, biological process: regulation of neuron differentiation; positive regulation of transcription by RNA polymerase II. Bases 370 to 6303 code for a protein of 1977 amino acids. Gene Ontology annotation, molecular function: DNA-binding transcription factor activity, RNA polymerase II-specific; RNA polymerase II transcription regulatory region sequence-specific DNA binding. Lineage: Eukaryota; Metazoa; Chordata; Aves; Passeriformes; Pipridae.
CAAAGAGACUUCACCAAGUGAAGGGAGGCCAUCAAAUUCACACUGUCUUCAUCUGAGACCACCUCCAAAACAAAGAACCUGACUUCUCUCCUUGCUUUGUACACUGGAAUGGACCUUGAAGCCUGUGACUUCUCAGUGCAAGAAUGAAGUGAAUUUAGAGCUAAAAACGAGGCAAGAAACCAGGCCUUGAAAUCUCCGAAAGGUAGGAGAGACUUCAGACUGCAAUGGGCAGUUACUGGCAUUGCUGUAGAGACAUCCUGAACGACGUGUUGGAAAAGGAAGUGCACAGGACAGUCUUUCUGCAUUGUGAACAUGUGUGAGACCCCCAUGCAAAGCUGUGCUCUGUUUUGACUCCAAGUCUCCUCAGACAUGGCCGAGGAAAAUGCACCUGAAAGAACUAUAUGCACUGACGCAGCCUCAGGAAAACCCACAAUGGCUGCCAAGCGCAAAGGCGGCCUGAAGCUAAAUGCCAUCUGUGCCAAGCUGAGCCGCCAGGUCGUCUUCGACCACGGGGGAGCCGAGCAGGCGCGCGCCGACAAGGGGCCGCAGCGGGACAGCGGCAACAAGGACCUGCCUCAGCCCGGCACCAAGGAGCUGGGGACAGAGUUCUCAGAUGGACUCAGCCGCGUGCAGAAGAUCGAGGAGGACAAAAGGAGGGAGGUGAUUGAGAAGUGGGUGAAUGGGGAGUACAACGAGGAGCCCUUGCUGGGGCGAGUGGAGGGCAAGGAAUGUAAGGGCGCCGAGAGCGCGGAGGUGCCCCCAGAAGGGGUGUACAUGGUGCAGCCCAAGGGCUGCAGCGACGAGGAAGAUAACGGGGACGAGGCAGACGCUCUGAGGAGCUCGCAGGAUGGCAACUUCUUGGAUGACAGGGAUUCAGACGGGCCAGCCUUGAAGGAUGAUGCCUACCGGUCCUCCAGUGGCGAGCCAGGCUCCAAGCUGGGAGCAGGAACCACCUCAGGGGAAGCGUCGUCGCUGCAGGAUUACGCCGCCACCACCAUGAACGAGUUCCUGGGCAUGUUCGGCUACGACGACCAGAACAUGCGGGACGAGCUGGCCCGCAAGAUCAGCUUCGACAAGCUGAACGCCGCUACCUCAGAGGCCGCCGCCGCCACCGCGCUGCCCGGCGAGGACGCCUUGAGCAAACGCGCCCGCUUCUCCAAGUACGAGGAGUACAUCCGCAAGCUGAAGGCCGGGGAGCAGCUCUCGUGGCCCAUGCACUUGGCCAAGUCCGAGGAGCUGGGCCCCAAGCUGGGCAAAGAACCUUCCUCGGUGCUGGCGCAGCCCAUUCGGGUGCCAGGCCCAGACGCCUCCCUACUGACGGAGACCAAAGCCACCAUCCUGCCGCUGCCCUCUCCCAGCAGCUCCCAGAUGCAGGGCCUGAUGUCACGGGCCUCCAAGUACGACUUCUUCAUUCAGAAGCUGAAGACGGGUGAGAGCAUCAGGCCACAAAACGGCAACACGUACAAGAAGGCCUCCAAGUAUGACCUAGAAAAUGUCAAGUACUUGCACCUUUUCAAGCCUGGAGAAGGAAGCCCAGAUAUGGGAGGAGCCAUCGCCUUCAAGACGGGCAAGGUAGGCCGGCCUUCCAAGUAUGAUGUGAGGAACAUUCAGAAGCUCACUCCAGUAAAAGCUCCAGCUCCCAGCCUGGCCCCUGCUCCCCUCGCCAGCACCCCCAGCAGCACUCCCGUGGCCGGGCCAGAGCAGUCCGUCGCAUUGCCAUUCAACACUCCUGAGUACCUGAAAUCAACCUUCUCCAAGACAGACUCCAUCACAACUGGAACAGUCUCUACAGUAAAGAAUGGAUUACCCACUGACAAACCAGCCGUCAGCGAAGAUGUAAAUAUUUACCAGAAGUAUAUUGCCAGGUUCUCGGGCAGCCAGCACUGUGGGCACAUACACUGUGCAUACCAGUACAGAGAACAUUACCACUGCCUCGACCCCGAGUGCAACUACCAGAGAUUCACCAGUAAGCAGGAUGUGAUCCGGCAUUACAACAUGCACAAGAAGCGGGAUAACUCCCUGCAGCACGGCUUCAUGCGCUUCAGCCCCCUGGACGACUGCAGCGUGUACUACCACGGCUGCCACCUCAACGGCAAGAGCACACACUACCACUGCAUGCAGGUGGGCUGUAACAAGGUCUACACGAGCACCUCUGACGUGAUGACCCACGAGAACUUCCACAAGAAGAACACUCAGCUCAUCAACGACGGGUUCCAGCGGUUCCGUGCCACGGAGGACUGUGGCACUGUGGAGUGCCAGUUCUAUGGGCAGAAAACCACUCACUUUCACUGCAGGAGACCUGGGUGCACAUUCACCUUCAAGAACAAGUGUGACAUUGAGAAGCACAAGAGCUACCACAUCAAAGAUGAUGCCUAUGCCAAGGAUGGCUUCAAGAAGUUCUACAAGUACGAGGAAUGCAAGUAUGAGGGCUGUGUCUACAGCAAGGCCACCAACCACUUCCACUGCAUCAGGGCAGGCUGUGGCUUCACCUUCACCUCCACCAGCCAGAUGACCUCCCACAAACGCAAACACGAGCGCCGGCACAUCCGGAGCUCGGGAGUGCUGGGCCUGCCUGCCUCUCUCCUGGGCUCCAAGGACAACGAGCAGGAGGAGUCCAGUAACGAUGACCUCAUUGACUUCUCUGCCAUGAGCUCCAAGAACUCCAGCCUGAGUGCCUCCCCGACCAGCCAACAGUCUUCCGUGUCUCUCAUCGUCCCGGCCGCGCCCUCCUCUGCGGCCGAGCUCGCUUCCUCACAGGCCACCAAGGCUGCCAACAGCAUGACACCAGCCACCAAGAUCUCUGGCCUGCUCUCCCAGGCUCUUCCCAGCAAUAUACCCUUGGCCCUGGCACUCUCCAACUCAGCACUUCCUGGGACAGCUGGAUCCUUCUUCCCCAUCAUCCCCAGUCGGGUCUCUACACCACUGCCUGCCAGCUCGGCUAAUCUGAUGACUGCUGGUUCUUCUGGCGCCAAUCCAACAUCAUCUGCUCCUGCAGAUUCCUCGUCCCAGGCAGUCUCAGGAUCUGGUGAGCCAGCGGCUACUUCCUCUCCAGCUCCAGCAGCAUCUAUAAUGGAAAGGAUCUCUGCUAGCAAGGGAUUAAUCUCUCCUAUGAUGGCCAGGCUGGCAGCAGCUGCACUCAAGCCCUCUGUGGCACUUGAAGCAGGGAAUGGACAACCAGCAGCUCCCGGACGGUUCAAUCCAGUCCAGGUGAAGCAGGAACCUGCGGAGGCCAUGGGAUCAUCAUCUGCCACCAGUCAGGACUCCCUGCAGGAGCACAGCUUGGACCUGAGCGUCAAGGAUCACGGUAAUGAAUCAAAUGGCCACACAGUCUCGGCAAAUUCAUCUCUUUUAUCCUCGCUUAUGAAUAAGAUGUCCAAGACCAGUGCCAGCCUUGGCAACCUGCUGAACAUUAAGACAGAAGGUGAUGGCAGCCAGGCUGGGGCUGGGGAGCCAACCCAGUACUUGGGCAAGGCAGUGAAGGCCCUUGUCCAGGAGAAGCUCUCUGAGCCGUGGAAGAUGUACCUGCGCCGGUUUGGCACCAAGGAUUUCUGUGAUGCCCAGUGUGACUUCCUGCACAAGGUGCAUUUCCACUGCGUGGUGGAGGAAUGUGGGGCCCUGUUCAGCACCCUGGAUGGAGCCAUCAAACACGCCAAUUUUCACUUCCGAACUGAGGGUGGAACUGUGAAAAGUAACUCUGAGUCUCCCUUCUCAACCACUACUGAGAGUAAAGCUUCACUGGCCCCUUCAUCACCAUCUGCUACUUCUGCCACCAUGGCAAGUGCUCCUGCCCUCGACGUGCCCACUCCAAGUCCAGCUACUGUGCCCUCUGCCCCCACACUGCUGGCUUGGAAGCAGCUGGCUUCCACUAUACCCCAGAUGCCUCAGAUCCCAGCAGCAGUGCCUAACCUGGCAGCUUCACCCUUGGCAACGACUUCCCUGGAGAACGCCAAGCCUCAGGUCAAACCCGGAUUUCUCCAGUUCCAGGAGAAUGAUCCCUGCCUGGCAACAGACUGCAAGUACGCCAACAAAUUCCACUUCCACUGUCUCUUUGGGAACUGCAAGUAUGUGUGCAAAACCUCUGGCAAAGCAGAAUCCCACUGCCUGGACCACAUCAACCCCAACAACAACCUGGUGAACGUGCGAGACCAGUUUGCUUAUUACUCCCUGCAGUGUCUCUGUCCCAACCAGCACUGUGAAUUCCGGAUGCGAGGGCAUUACCACUGUCUGCGUCCUGGCUGCUACUUCGUGACAAACAUCACCACCAAGCUGCCCUGGCACGUGAAGAAACAUGAGAAGGCAGAGAGGAGGGCAGCCAACGGCUUCAAGUAUUUUACCAAGAGGGAAGAAUGUGGCAGAUUGGGUUGCAAAUACAACCAGGUGAACAGUCACUUCCACUGCAUCCGAGAGGGCUGCCAGUUCUCCUUCCUGCUCAAGCACCAAAUGACAUCCCACGCCAGAAAGCACAUGAGGAGAAUGCUGGGGAAGAACUUCGAUCGUGUUCCCACUCAGGUUAUUGGCCACACUCCAAGAAAUGAGAAUCUCCCCCAGGUUGGCAGCAUGGCACCCAGCCCAGCCUCAUCAGGAACCCCAGCUUCCUUCCAGGGACCCCCCAGCAUGAUGGACACAGAAACAGAUGAGUACAUGGAUUACACUGGCUGUAGCCCUGGGGGGAUCUCCUCGGAAUCUUCCAACAUGGACCGCAGCUGCUCCAGCACUCCAGUGGGCAAUGAAAGUACAUCAGCAGGCUGCCUGGUUCCUUCUACUGCUACUGCUGCUGCCGACGAUGCCCACACUGCACCACAACCUCCACCACCAUCUCUGCCUCCAUCUUUCUCACAAGCCCUGCUUAGGUCUCCCCUCCCCACCCUGCCCUAUCUCUUCUCUCCAUCUUGUCUCUCGUACUCCCUGCUCAGUGCCACUCUGGGAGCCAGCAGAGGCAUUGUCAUGCCUGCCGCCAGCACCGCUGGGUUCUCGCCCAUCAUUGCCACUCCAACUCCAGUAAAAAGUGACGUUCCCUUAGUGCAGGAUGCAGCAGGGAACACCAUCACUAUGCCAACUGCCUCGGGGGCCAAAAAGCGCUUCUGGAUCAUCGAGGACAUGUCCCCGUUCGGGAAGCGCCGCAAGACCGCGUCCUCCCGCAAGAUGCUGGAUGAGGGGAUGAUGCUGGAGGGAUUCCGGCGCUACGACCUCUACGAGGACUGCAAGGACUCCAGCUGCCAGUUCUCCCUCAAGGUGACCCACUACCACUGCACGCGGGAGAACUGCGGCUACAAGUUCUGCGGCCGCACCCACAUGUACAAGCACGCGCAGCACCACGACCGCGUCGACAACCUGGUGUUGGAUGAUUUCAAACGCUUCAAGUCUUCGCUGAGUUGUAACUUCCCAGACUGUCAGUUCUCUGGCAAUAGCACACACUUCCACUGUCUGCGCUGCGGCUUCCGCUGCACUGACAGCACCAAGGUGACAGCCCACCGCAAGCACCACGGCAAGCAGGACGUCAUCAGCGCCGCGGGCUUCUGCCAGUUCAGCUCCAGCGUGGACUGCGAGGUGCCCGACUGCAAGUACAAACUCAAGUGCUCCCACUUCCACUGCACCUACCCUGGCUGCAAACACACGGUGGUGGGUAUGUCACAGAUGGACUCGCACAAGCGCAAGCACGAGAAGCAGGAGCGAGGGGAGCUGCCUGCCAUCUCCCCUGGCCCCGAGGGCCUCGCCCACUCCACCCUCGAGUAUGACAUCCAGAACUCUUCCAUCAACCUGGACAGCUCCCUCAACCUCAGCACUGACAACAACAACUCCCUCUUCUUCCUGCAGAAUGCGGCCGGUGUGGGCCUCAACGACUCCCUGGACCUCAGCAAGAAACAGGCAGAGGCCACCGAGGGCCCGUCCCCGAGCAGAGCUGGGACCGCGGCCCAGGAGAGGGGCCCGGGGGCAUCGGGCUCUGGUGAUGUGGAGGACGAGGAUGACUCUUCCCAAGAGGAUGAAGAGGAUGAUGAGGAGGAGAUGAAUGAAGAAGAGGAGGAUGAUGAAGAGGAGGAUGAUGAUGAUGACGACGAGGAGGAUGAUGAAGAGGAAGACCUGAACACGGAUUCUGAAGAAUCGCUGCCUGACCCUGAAGGCCUGGCCACUAAAGAAGAUGGAGAACCAGAGGAGGCUGCUUCUUCCACAGACCAUGGUGAUGCUUCCAGGCCACAGGGCGAGCCAGCCCUCACUCCAGCCCCAGCUCCUGCUCCUGCUCCUGCUCCAGCUCCAGCUCCAGCUGCUGCCCCAGCCUCCACCGCUGCUCCAGCAGCUUCUCCUUAAUCCAAGAGACAACGACAGCAGUGGUUUGGUUUUGCUCUUACACAGAAUUACUAAGAGGACCCUAUGUGAGGCGAGAACAAAGAUUGGGAUGGCAAAUGAAAAACAAACUCUGUGCCACACACACGAGAGAGAGGAAGGAAGGAAACCCCUGCUCCUCCCCAGGCCCCAUAAGAGAUCGGUUUGCAGCAGGACUGGUGCUGCCUCAUCCAUUCUACAGAUCCCGGAACAGGGGGCAGGAUGCAGCAAAAAAUACCCUUUAUAUGGACAUGAACCUUGAGGGUACCUGCUGCUCUUCCCUGCUCCCUGCAUGGUGCGUGGGGCCUGUGCCCAUCUGGGGACCCUUUGUUAUGGGUGGGGCUCUAUCCCCCCAAUUUUCUUUCUGGGUUUUAUUUUUCCAUGUUUUCAGUUGUACGAUAAUAAUAAUAAUCUCCACUUCUUGGAGGGGGGUGGGUGGGAACAACAGGUAAUGAAUUUUAGAGAUAUAUAUUUGUGUGUGUGUCUCUCUAUAUAUAAUGUACGCACACACACACAUAUAUAAAAUUCAAGGAAUUGGUGUCACAGAGACAAGUAGCUCAGCUUUUGCCGGUGGGAAGGAGGGGUGAGGGGUGUGCUCUCUCUCCACCCCUCCCCCUUCUUUCUCCAGCAUUAAAUGAAUGGCAUCAGACAGCCAGGGUGGGAGUGGGUAUUUAUUGUCACAUAAAUGAGGACGCAUUAAUGAACGAGCAGGGGUGGGAACGGGACACUCCUCUGUUCUUCCAGAUCCUUUUUACUGUUAAUGAUAAUAAUUUUGAAUGCUAUUUAUAUUGUAAAACUUUCUCAGUCUACACUUUCUCUGUAGGACACCUCUCCUCAUCCCUGCUGCUCUGCCUGUAGGGAUUUAGCUGAAGUAACCUGGGAAGAACACAGCGGGCAGUCACAGGGUCUGUCACACUGGAGGACUGGGGUUAAUCCGCCAUCCAGUUCCAUCUCAUCCCAACCCCCAGGUGCUUCCUCUCUGCUGAGGGUGAGGCGUUUUUGUGGUGCUUCAGUAUCCCCAUCUCAGGAGGUUGUGAGCUGCCCUGUCCCACAGGGAGCACCGUGCUCAGAGGAGCGUCCGGGCUCUGCCCCGAGCGCUGGCACCAGGACAGGAAUGUCCCGUGCCCAGCCCUGUCCCCAGCCUGGCACCAGGACAGGACAGACACGGAGCCCUGGUGACUCUGGGAGAGGCCAAGGCAGCGCUGCCGAGGCAGGAGGAGGCAGGACAGGCCCG